Messenger RNA from Glycine soja, 1290 nucleotides. Its product is annotated as transcription factor bHLH18-like. The coding region runs from base 131 to 1021 and encodes 296 amino acids. Gene Ontology annotation, molecular function: protein dimerization activity. The record is from RefSeq and is a predicted model, not a curated record. Lineage: Eukaryota; Viridiplantae; Streptophyta; Magnoliopsida; Fabales; Fabaceae. The transcript is spliced from 4 exons.
UAUUUAUGAAUGAUGAGAGCCCCUCUUUCCUUAUAGAUCAUAAGAGAAGCAUCUUCUUCUUCGACCAGAAAACCCACACAUAUUGCAUAGGUCCCCCACCCCACCUUCAUCCUUAUCCUAAUCAAUAAUCAUGGAGGAGAAUCCAUGGGGGAGUUGGUCUUCCGAUAUGGAAGUGGAUGACGAGGUUGCGAAUGAAAGUUUGUGCCACACGAACCUUUUUGAUGAAGAGUUCCUAAGAGAUAUUCUGCAACGGCCACAAGAGGGUGCUCCAAAUCUUAACAACUCAUCCAUCAUGUCGUCUCUUUGUGCUCAAGACAUUAAGCCAACUACCUUAUUUCCAACCACUUACAUACUCUCUUUCGACAAUUCCGCUGCAUUGUUACCAACAGAAACUGAUCGUGAUUCUUCUUCUUCCAAAUUGCCCUCAUCAAAUUCAAGGGCCAACCAUGGAAUCAAGAAGCCUGGAAGCGCUUCGGAGUCACUGAAUCACAUCAUGUCAGAGAGAAAUAGGAGGCAGGAGCUCACCAGCAAAUUCAUUGCACUUGCUGCCACUAUCCCUGGCUUGAAGAAGAUGGACAAGGCCCAUGUACUAAGAGAAGCUAUCAAUUACGUGAAACAACUACAAGAACGUGUAGAAGAGUUAGAAGAAGAUAUCCAGAAGAACGGUGUAGAAUCAGAGAUAACCAUAACAAGAUCUCAUCUCUGCAUUGAUGAUGGCACGAACACUGACGAAUGCUAUGGGCCCAAUGAAGCACUUCCUGAAGUUGAAGCCAGAGUCUUAGGGAAGGAAGUGUUAAUCAAAAUUCACUGUGGCAAACAUUAUGGAAUUCUGCUUGAAGUAAUGUCUGAGCUCGAACGUCUUCAUCUCUACAUAUCCGCUAGCAAUGUCUUGCCUUUUGGGAAUACCCUUGAUAUCACCAUUAUUGCUCAGAUGGGUGACAAAUACAACUUGGUAGCGAAGGAUCUAGUGAAAGAACUGAGACAAGUGGCUAUGAUGAAGUCAUGUUAUGUGCAACAAUGAUCCGGACUUGAGAAUGAGAAGUUAUAAAAUCGUUUCUCUUUCAAUAGCCUGUUUUGUUUUCGUAUGUUGAGUCAAUAAAAAGAUAGAGACUAUGUUUGCUCGGCGUUAGUGUGUGUAUAUAUAUGCUUCAUUAUGAUAUCAUAUAUCAUACUUAGUCUUGGACGACGAUAAUCAAACUUGAGGCUGACCGUGUAUCAUGAUCCAGGAGGAUAUAGAUUUAAUCUAUAAUUUAUAACAGAAAUAAAAGAGUCAACAAAUUUUGAUCUGCA